CGGGGCGCGCGCGGCCGUUCGUCAGCCGGGCGGGGCCGCGCGUCAUGGUGGCCGGCCUGGGCAACUACGGUCUGCGGGGGACACGGCACAGCGUGGGCAUGGCGGUGCUGGACCAGCUGGCCCGGCAGCUGGCGGUGGCCGAGGGCUGGCGAGCAGACAGGCGGUGCUGCGCUGACGUGGUGAUGGCCGCGGCCCAAGGCCUGGAACUGGUGCUGCUCAAGCCACGGAGGUUCAUGAACCUCAACGGGCUCAGCGUCGCCAGUGCUGCUGAGACCUACAGCUUCCACCCAGAAGACAUUUACCUGGUUCAUGACGACCUGGACAAGGCCCUGGGCAAGGUGGCGAUCAAGCUGGGAGGCAGCGCAAGGGGACACAACGGGGUCCGAUCCUGCAUCAGUGCUUUGCGCUCCAACGAGAUGACCCGGCUCAGGGUCGGCAUCGGGCGACCGGAGGGCACAGUGACAGUGUCCAGCUACGUCCUGUCUCCGUUCAGCCCCCAGGAGCAGGAGAGGCUGGAGCAGGUCCUGGCCCAGGCAGCGACGUUCCUGCUGGAGCACAUCCUGCGGAGGAGAGCGCCCAUGGGGGAGCCGGGGGACAGGGGCUGACGUGAACCCCCAGGGACCUCUGUGGCCGAUGGACAGGGUGCUGUGGACUCUCCAGGGUGACUGUGGUGCGGAGCAGAGCUGGCCCUGCUGGGCAGCCCGGCCGGGCGCUGGAAUAGCCCCUGUGUGUCCCCACGCAGAUCCAGGCAGCUGGUGUCCCUGCAGUGGCCUCGUGGCACUUUGGCACAGAAAUUAAAUAAACCCUCACCCCUG
This is a messenger RNA of Calidris pugnax (ruff), 815 nucleotides long. It is a transcript of the gene PTRH1, whose product is annotated as peptidyl-tRNA hydrolase 1 homolog. Bases 45 to 605 code for a protein of 186 amino acids. NCBI's taxonomy places the organism in Eukaryota, Metazoa, Chordata, Aves, Charadriiformes, Scolopacidae. The transcript is spliced from 6 exons. The record is from RefSeq and is a predicted model, not a curated record. Gene Ontology annotation, molecular function: peptidyl-tRNA hydrolase activity.